Molecule: messenger RNA, 1583 nt
Organism: Camarhynchus parvulus
Lineage: Eukaryota; Metazoa; Chordata; Aves; Passeriformes; Thraupidae
Gene: MEX3D
Product: mex-3 RNA binding family member D
Exons: 2
Coding region: 117-1430 (437 amino acids)
Molecular function (GO): RNA binding
Source: RefSeq, a predicted model, not a curated record
GCUCCCCGGUGCCGGCCCCCGCCCCGGCCGCGGGCGCCUUCGGCAGCCUGGCCCCGCCGCUGGGGCCGCCCGCGCUGCUGCCCGAGCCGCCGGCGAGCAGGAAGAAGAGCGUGAACAUGACCGAGUGCGUGCCCGUGCCCAGCUCCGAGCACGUCGCCGAGAUCGUGGGCCGGCAAGGCUGCAAAAUCAAAGCCCUGCGUGCCAAGACCAACACGUACAUCAAGACACCGGUCAGGGGUGAGGAGCCCGUGUUCAUCGUCACCGGCAGGAAGGAGGACGUGGAGAUGGCCAAGCGCGAGAUCCUCUCGGCCGCCGAGCACUUCUCCAUGAUCCGGGCCACGCGCAACAAAGUCAACGGGCUGACGGGGGCCUUGCAGGGGCCCCCCAACCUGCCUGGCCAGACCACCAUCCAGGUGAGGGUCCCCUACCGCGUGGUGGGGCUGGUGGUGGGACCCAAGGGCGCCACCAUCAAGCGCAUCCAGCAGCAGACGCACACGUACAUCGUGACGCCCAGCCGGGAUAAGGAGCCCGUGUUCGAGGUGACGGGCAUGCCCGAGAACGUGGACCGGGCGCGCGAGGAGAUCGAGGCGCACAUCACCAUGAGGACAGGCUCCUUCAUCGAUGUCAACGCCGACAACGACUUCCACUCCAACGGCACCGACGUCUGCCUGGAGCUGCAGGGCGGCGCGGCCGCCCCGUGGGCCAAGGCCCCGCACCCGGCCCAGCGCCCCCCGGCCGCGCUGCGCAACGACAGCCUGAGCUCCCUGGGCAGCGGCUCCACCGAGUCCUUCUACAGCGGGCGCGUGGCGGCCGCCAGCCCCACCAGCCCCUACAGCACCUUCAGCGAGCCCCCGGCCCCGCUGGGCUCCGACGAGUGCGACUUCGGCUUCGACUUCUUGGCCCUCGACCUCACCACGCCCACCACCACCAUCUGGUCGCCCUUCGAGCGCUCGGGCAACCCCCUGCAGGCCUUCAGCAGCUGCUCCUCCAUCAACAGCUCGCAGAGACGCAACAGCGGCCCGGCCACGCCGCGCCACUCGCCCACACUGCCCGAGAGCGGGGCGGCGGGGCUGGAGCACCCCUCGGCGCGGCGCAUCCCCAGCGACCCCACCGGCGCCCUGGCCUGGCUGCCCGCGCAGGGCUCGCUCUCCUCCUUCUCCAACAGCACCGGCUACUCCUCCUCCUCCUCGCUGCCCGGCAGCAUCUCGGCCGCCUCGGGCUCGCCCACCGACUCGAGCAGCUCGGACGGGCACCGCAAGAGCUCGCGGGAGUGCAUGGUGUGCCUGGAGAGCGAGGUGAUGGCCGCGCUGGUGCCCUGCGGCCACAACCUGUUCUGCAUGGAGUGCGCCCUGCGCAUCUGCGGCCGGGCGCAGCCGCAGUGCCCCGCGUGCCACGUGCCCGCCACCCAAGCCAUCCACAUCUUCUCCUAGCGCGGGGGCUCGCCCGGGACCCCCCUCCACCCCAACACCACGGCGUUUUAAGGACUUUCUACUGUUGAAAUCGAGCUUUUUAUUUAAUACCAGAUGAGAUGGGCGCAGGGGCGGGAGGGGGGAGAGGCGGCGGCCGGAGGCGCAGAGGGCACG